AUGGAAAAAGCCGAAGUCGCGGCACCUGUGCGUCGAGAUUACCUUUUGUUCGGCGAAGUACGUGGCUACGAUCAGCUGAUUGGUGAAUACCCAUGGUAUACUUAUUGUCCCAGGAACAUACGACCGUAUCAGUGUUUAAACUGCCCCAACAAUUAUACGAAGAAAUGCCAUCUGAAGCGUCACGUAAUAAGUGCCUGCAACGGCAAGGAGCCUCGUUACAAAUGUCCUUACUGCAUGUACAUAUCGCGAUAUGCUUCGGACACUUACAAGCACGUGAAACGUCUGCACGAGAAUCGGGACGUUUUUGCCAUCGAUGUGUUGCGUACGAGGAGCUACUACUGCAAGGAUAAUUUGGCGCAGAGUGACGGGACCUCGACAGACUCGCUGCCAAAAGUAAACGAAUGGUCGCAGAAUAUCUCGCUGUUACUAGGACAUUCACAUCAUCAUUCGUUUAUGUUACCAGCUUUGAAUGCAUAUCAACAAGCAGUUCAGGAAUACUCGUCAAGGAAACAAAAGAAUUCGUUGGACGUUAAUGCGAGGUCCGCGUGUCCGAAGUGUCAUAAGAGCUAUCGUCAUGCGCAUCACAUGUUGCGACAUUGUAGAUUCGAAUGCGGCUUUCCGCCGAGGUUUCAGUGUCCCUACUGUGGCAUGAAGAGCAAGCAGUCUAACAAUGUCUACAAGCAUAUACGCGUCAAGCAUCCCGGAUCGAAACUUGAAAUAGUUAGACUUCCUUACAUUCAGGAAUAA
Molecule: messenger RNA, 747 nt
Organism: Vollenhovia emeryi
Lineage: Eukaryota; Metazoa; Arthropoda; Insecta; Hymenoptera; Formicidae
Product: zinc finger protein 13-like
Exons: 5
Coding region: 1-747 (248 amino acids)
Biological process (GO): regulation of transcription by RNA polymerase II
Molecular function (GO): DNA-binding transcription factor activity; RNA polymerase II cis-regulatory region sequence-specific DNA binding
Source: RefSeq, a predicted model, not a curated record